Messenger RNA from Prorocentrum cordatum, 810 nucleotides. The record is from the annotation of a GenBank genome assembly. NCBI's taxonomy places the organism in Eukaryota, Dinophyceae, Prorocentrales, Prorocentraceae.
AUGUUCGUGGGCAUCUUCAAGGAGCUGGCCCAGUACGCGAUCAGCGCGUACGGGCUUGGGCAAGUCUGGGCCGCAUGUGGGCCUGACGGUAUGACAGUGCGCGACCAGUGCACGCUCAUCGACCACGAGCAGAUGCAGGCUGCCAAGGCGGAUGACGCGGAAGAGGCCUACCAGACGCAGGCCCUCCUCGCCGUCGACGUUGAGUACCACACGGUUGCGGAUUACGCCGACGCGUACCCGUGCGACGUUGACUGUAUCUGCGGCCUCGGCGCCGCCCCCGUGACUGGCUUCGCCCAUGGCCGCGCCUCCUACGACGCUCCGCUCUUCAUGACCGCGGCCCCGGCGCGCCCCGCCGACCUCUUGGCCGUGCCAGAGCCCACCGGGACGGUGGAGGGCUCCUGCCUGGACUACCUCAUCGUGGCGCCGAACCUGGACCCGAGGCUAGGCCUCAAGGGCCUCUUCUCCCAGUUCGGAGAGGUGGCUGCCUGCUGGCUGCCCCCGCUGGACAAGCGCGGGAAGGAGCCUGCCUACGUAAAGUUCAGCCGGCCAGACGCGGCCCAGGCCGCUCUCCAGGACGGGGGGGGGGAAGCGUGCAACGAUAGCCUCAUCUACCUCGACGGGGUGCGCCUGAACGCGGCGUUCCGGUCGAUGCCCACGCGGACGCAGGAUGACAGCCGCGAGUUUGACGCCAAGGGCAGCAAUUUGGCAGCGCCCCGCCCUCGGGGGCAUGGCGACAUUCACGCGAUCAUGGCUGCACUCGCGCUGCAGACCCGCAUGCAGCUCCCAGUCCUCUUCCCCGCCGUAGACUGA